Molecule: messenger RNA, 1746 nt
Organism: Erigeron canadensis
Lineage: Eukaryota; Viridiplantae; Streptophyta; Magnoliopsida; Asterales; Asteraceae
Product: calcium-dependent protein kinase 34-like
Exons: 8
Coding region: 141-1742 (533 amino acids)
Biological process (GO): protein autophosphorylation; peptidyl-serine phosphorylation; intracellular signal transduction
Cellular component (GO): nucleus; cytoplasm
Molecular function (GO): ATP binding; calcium ion binding; calcium-dependent protein serine/threonine kinase activity
Source: RefSeq, a predicted model, not a curated record
UCCAUGUAUCCUAAAACUUGUAACAUUUUUUUCUCUCUAAAUUUCCUUUACCAAGUCCCUAAACCUUCGUUAAAUCAAUCGCCCAAAGACCCAUUCGUGUUGUUUGUCUCUCUGGUCCUCCCUUCCCUCCAGCCAUCCCAAUGGGGAACUGUUGUUCCCAAGCUCAAUCUCAAGAUGCAGAACCCGAAGCUCAAAAAGCCUUAAAAGGGGAAGGAGGAGGAGGAGACAAACCAAAUGAUCAAGAAAAACCGCCCACUGCACCCCCUAAAAAGGUCCCUACCGCUCAACCAACAAAGAAUAAUGGCAAGCAUUCUGUUAUUGGAACAGUCUUGGGACGUCCCAUGGAAGAUGUUCGGACCCUUUACAGCAUUGGCAAAGAACUCGGUAGGGGACAGUUUGGUGUCACACAUUUAUGUACAUGCAAGAAAACCGGCAAACAAUUUGCAUGCAAAACCAUAGCCAAACGAAAACUUGCUAAUAAAGAGGACAUUGAGGAUGUUAAGAGGGAGGUUCAGAUUAUGCAUCAUUUGGCUGGCCAGCCAAAUAUUGUUGAGCUUAAAGGGGCCUUUGAGGACAAACAUUCUGUACAUUUGGUAAUGGAAUUGUGUGCCGGAGGAGAGUUGUUUGAUCGAAUCAUCGCCAAGGGCCAUUAUACUGAAAGGGCUGCAGCAUCGUUGCUUAGGACCAUUGUUCAAAUCGUUCAUACCUGUCAUUCCAUGGGUGUUAUUCAUAGAGAUCUUAAACCCGAAAAUUUCCUUCUUUUGAAUAAGGAUGAGAAUGCUCCUCUUAAAGCUACAGACUUUGGCCUUUCUGUGUUCUAUAAACAAGGGGAAGUAUUCAAAGAUAUUGUGGGAAGUGCGUAUUAUAUUGCACCCGAAGUCUUGAAAAGAAAAUACGGACCUGAAGUUGAUAUAUGGAGUAUCGGGGUUAUGUUAUAUAUUCUUCUUAGUGGAGUUCCUCCCUUUUGGGCAGAAUCGGAGCAUGGGAUAUUCAAUGCAAUCUUGCGUGGGCAUAUUGAUUUCACGAGUGAUCCCUGGCCUUCAAUUUCUCAACCAGCCAAGGAUCUUGUAAAGAAGAUGUUGAACUCAGACCCGAAGCAAAGGCUGACAGCACAUCAAGUUCUUUCUCAUCCAUGGAUAAAGGAAGAUGGAGAAGCACCCGAUACACCACUUGACAACGCUGUUCUUGGCAGACUAAAACAGUUUAGAGCCAUGAAUAACUUUAAGAAAGUGGCACUUCGGGUCAUUGCAGGAUGCCUUUCUGAAGAAGAAAUCAUGGGAUUGAAGCAAAUGUUCAGAGGCAUGGAUUCCGAUAACAGUGGAACGAUUACACUUGAGGAGUUAAAACAUGGACUAUCCAAGCAAGGGACAAGACUAUCCGAAUCUGAAGUCAAGCAGUUGAUGGAAGCUGCUGAUGCAGAUGGAAACGGAACCAUUGAUUAUGAAGAGUUCAUAACAGCAACAAUGCAUCUGAACAGAAUGGAUAAAGAAGAUCAUUUGUACACUGCCUUCCAAUACUUUGAUAAAGAUAACAGCGGGUACAUUACUAUAGAAGAACUAGAGCACGCUCUGCGUGAUAAUGGAAUGAAUGACGAUAGGGACAUUAAGGAGGUUAUAUCUGAAGUUGACUCUGAUCAUGAUGGCCGGAUCAACUACGACGAGUUUGUGGCAAUGAUGAGAUCAAAAACGCAAGCAGACACGUUGAAUCCUAAGAAACGAAGACAAUCCUUUGUCGCCAAAUGAAAAU